This is a messenger RNA of Centropristis striata (black sea bass), 1351 nucleotides long. Its product is annotated as GRB10-interacting GYF protein 2-like. The transcript is spliced from 4 exons. The record is from RefSeq and is a predicted model, not a curated record. The coding region runs from base 235 to 1059 and encodes 274 amino acids. Lineage: Eukaryota; Metazoa; Chordata; Actinopteri; Perciformes; Serranidae.
UUGCUGUGUUCCAAUACCCAUACUUACCGUACUCACUGUACUUAGCUUGAGUACGCAGGGUGUUCCGAUUCCGAUCGCGGUGAAAAGAAGUGUACUUAAAGGACCCGGAUGUUGUACUCAUAACGGUCAAAACGUUGAGUGUGGAACGAUGUACACUAUACGCACUCAACGGCCGCCAUCUUGCCUACGUAGCGGAAGAGGCGGAGCCAGGCAGAGCCGCUCAGCUCAGAAAAAAUGUUUGCAAUGGCGGCCGAGACAACAGCGUCUGCAGCUCCCGCAGUUCCCGAACCCUACAGAUGGACUGAUGAGGACACGGUCGCAUUUGUGCGGUGGCGUGUGGCCCACAGCAACAUAUUCAGUGGUGGGAGAACCACCAACGCUGCUGGAUACAAAGUGUUCCUAGAAGAGAGAGGACUGGUGGGGAGGGUCACCACCUCAUUCUUGAAAAAAAAGUGGGAAAACCUCAAGCAGAAAUACAAGGAUCUUAAGAACCCCCCGACUGGUGUGAGCACAGAGGGGGGUGAGACCACUGCCGCGUCCUGGAAGUGGUUUGAAUUAAUGCACGAGGCAAUUGGGGACAGGCCGUCUGUGACGCCACCUGUCCUCAUUGCCACGUGUGCCCAGGGCGCGGUAGUGUUCACCCCCCCCACUGUGCUCACACCAGAAAGGGCUAGUGUUGAGGCAGCAGAGGAGGAGCCCACACCUUCCAGAACCUCCACAGCGUCCACCCCCAAAAGGCGGCGGGUGGACGUUGUGGAGGUGCUCCAGGACCUGCGGAGCCAGGAUGAGCAGGAGUGGAGGGAGAUGAAAGAAGAAGAGAGGCAGAGAGAGGAGAGGAAAGAGGCAGAACAGGCCAGGCAGGAAGCUGAGAGAGAGCGAAGAGAAGAGAGGAGGUAUAGAGAGAUGGUUCAGAGGCAGGAGAGGUGCCACCAGGAGGCAAUGGCCAGGGAGGAAAGGUGGAGAGAGGAGGUGAGAGCCAGAGAUGAGAGGAGGGACCAGGAAGCUGCAGCCAGGGAGGAGCGCUUCUUGGCCAUCCUGGAGAGGCUGGCAAGAAGAUGAACUUUUUUUAUAUUGAUCUGUUUCGUUGUUUUUAUUGUUCAGGUGUUAAUAAUGUAAAUGUAAAUAAGUUAAGUUAUGUUCUUGUUGUGAAUGUUUUAUUUGUUAAAUAAUGAAUGUUUUAUGUUAAAUAAAUAAAUAAAUCAAUGUUCAUACACAGGUGUUGAAAUUGGCCAAAUUAUUUAAUUAGAUGUAGUCAUGGUCAGGUGCAUGACAUAACGCUGCCAUUCUAUUACGCUCCUCAGCUCCAGAGACGGUGCCUGGGGGUGCUGCCUCCCGUCCUGGAUCCUCUUCC